This is a messenger RNA of Eucalyptus grandis, 7093 nucleotides long. RefSeq lists its product as uncharacterized. Lineage: Eukaryota; Viridiplantae; Streptophyta; Magnoliopsida; Myrtales; Myrtaceae. The record is from RefSeq and is a predicted model, not a curated record. The transcript has 10 exons. The coding region runs from base 383 to 6763 and encodes 2126 amino acids. Gene Ontology annotation, molecular function: ADP binding.
UCUGAUCCUGUCUUUCUCUCCAUCGUUGGCCCAUUGCAAGAACUGAGCAUAAAAUCCCUUCAUCAUCUAGUCGUUCCAAGUCGAAGCCAAAGGUAGUGGAACAUCUUCCUCGAUCAGCUUUCCUCUUCGGACCGAUGUUGGCCAGAAUUCCUCUUCAUCCGUCUUGCUGACAAGCCAGCAGCCAAGAAAUCUCGGCUCCUCUUGCAUCCUUUACAGUGUAGUCACUCCUGCUUGCAGCCUCAAAGAUGAAUGCUACCACGUGCAACUCAUCAUGGUCUCUUCCUUCAUAGCUACACCUAUAUGACAUGAGACUUUUGGUAGAGAGAAUGCUGUUGCCAGCAAUGGACAAAUUUCAUUUAAUGAAGUCUUCGCUUGGGGUUGCAUGGCCAAGAUAAUAAUUCCUUUCGCCCCUAUUUGUUUAAGCAAAAGAAGGAGACAUAACAAGAGGAAAAAAAGGGUUGGAAAGAAAUUUAUAGGAAAAAAGGAAGACAUGAUCGAGGAUUUUGUAGCCGGCAUUGCAUCAAAACUUGGUGAGUAUCUGGUUGCUCCCAACGGCCGCCAAUUUGGGUACGUGCUGUUCUACAAGAGUUACGUGGAAGAUCUCAAAAAUGAAGUCAAGGAGUUGGAGACUGCAAGGCAAAGAGUACAGCACGUUGUUGAUGAAGCCUGGUGUAACAGAAAACCUAUUCAAACUGCUGUUGAGGAUUGGUUGGAGAGUGUGAAAAAGGAGUCUAAGGAAGCAGAAAACCUGUUAAAACAUGGCGAAAGUGAAAAGAGUGCUUGCUUCCGUGGGUGGCUUCCCAAUCCUGUGGUGCGCCAUCCAAUUGGUAGGAAGGUGAAGAAGAUAACUAAAGUCAUUCAUGGACUCCAUCAAAAAAGCCAAAAUAGUAACUUCGAGAAGGUCUACUAUGAGAAUACUCCGAUAGGAUUUGUCAAUGCCACCACUUCCACUGCAAGACCUGUUGACAAGAAAGAAGAUGGCCUAAAGUCGAGGGCUUUAAUCACAGGGGAUGUAAUGAAGGCUAUAGCUGAUGACAGGGUGCGUGUGAUUGGGGUGUAUGGACCAGGAGGGGUUGGCAAGUCCAAGCUUUUGGAGGAUGUCGAAAGGCGAGUUAAAGAAGAGAAUUUGUUUGAUGUGGUUGCCAUGGCAAAUGUAUCACGCAAUCCCAAUCUAAAAAGAAUCCAAAAAGAAAUCACUGACGUACUAGGCCUGCACUUGAUGAAUGAGAAAACUGUCCGUGGGAGAGCAUAUCGUUUGCGUGAGGCAUUAGAGAGUGAUCCUAAGAAAAAUGUUCUCAUCAUUUUAGAUGAUCUAUGGGAGAAGUUAGAGUUGAAGGAAAUUGGAAUCCCUUGUGGAGAUGAUAAUAAAGCAAGAGGCUGCAAGCUAUUACUUACAUCAAGAAAUCGAGAUGUUUUGCGUAUUGCCAUGGGCUUUGAGCAAGAAUUCCGACUCGAUGAGUUAAAGCAUGAAGAAGCCCGAAGACUCUUUGAAAGAACAAUGGGGAAUAGAGUUAAUGAUCCUAAGUUUGAAACCUGGGUAGAUGGAGUGGUCAAGAAUUGCGGAGGCUUGCCACUUUUGAUUGUUCCGUUGGCAAAAGGGUUGAAGCACAAAGAUUUGGCUGCUUGGAGGAAUGCUUCAACUAAUAGAGACCUGUCGGAUGUAAAAUCACUUGUGGAACUAAGUUACAAUGACUUGAAAGAUGAAAGGAUCAGAUCAUUGUUCCUGGUUUGUGCUCUAACCUCUGGGAGAAUUUCCAUGAGGGAUUCCCUUGUCUACUGCAUGGGUUUGGGUUUGUUUAAAAAAUUCAACAACACCAUCCAAAAAGCUAGAGAUAGGUUGAUUGAGGAUCUACAUACCCUGCAGGACUCUUCGUUGUUACUAGAAAGUGAUGAUAUGGAACGAUUCAAAAUGCAUGACAUAUUUGUUGACGUGGCCAGCUCUAUGCAUGAUGAAUUUAUGGACAUGAAAUGGAAUGCCUUGGUCGGGAGGAAGGAUUAUGGGUUUAAAGAAUGGUCCGAGGAUGAGCUAAGAAAAUGCACCACGAUAUCCUUCCCUUAUGUUGGCAUUGAUGAGCUCCCUGAAAAAUUGGACUGCCCAAACUUGAGGAUGCUUCUGUUAUUCGAAGACAACCCAUCUCUCAAAAUUCACGAUUUAUUUUUUAAAUCUAUGAAGAAGCUCCAAGUCUUGGACUUGACUGGCUUAUCUUUAACCUCUCUACCUUCGUCGAUUGAGUCCCUUGAAAACCUCAAGUCGCUAUCCCUUGAUUUCUGCCAUUUGGAUGAUGUGACUGUUCUUGGAAAGCUGAAAGGAUUACAGUUCCUAAGUUUCCUAGACUCUACAAUCGCUCGGUUGCCCCCAGAAAUAGGUGGACUAACAGAAUUGAGAUUUUUGGACUUGAGAGGGUGCUCUAGGCUUAAAGUUAUUGAACGUGGCGUGCUUGGAAGCUUGGUUAAUUUAGAAGAACUAUACAUGGAAGACAGUUUUGAUCAGUGGGAGGCCGAGGAUGAACCAUCGCAAAGCAACGCCAGCCUGGCUGAGUUGAAGAGUAUGAAAAAGUUGAGCACUUUAUACAUCGCCAUUCCUCAUUCUGCUAAUCUCUCAAGAGAUCUGCCAUUUGGGAAAUUGAACAAGUAUAAAAUCCAAAUUGGGGAUGUUUGGGAUUGGUCAGGUGAAUACAAAGAAUCCAAAACUUUAAAGCUCAAGCUGGAUUCAGGCAAUCUUCUUGAAAAGUGGGUGCAGAGAUGUUUGAGGAUAACACAAGAUCUCCACUUGGAUGGAUUGCAAGGUGGCAUCGAUACAAUUCACGAUUUGUGCAUCGAAGGUUUCCAAGAAUUGAAGCAUCUUCACGUUCAAAAUAGCCCAUCAGUUCAAUACAUUGUUCACUCAAUGGAGAAUGUCCAGUGCACUGCAUUUACGAAAUUGGAAUCGUUGUUUCUCGAGAAUUUGAACAAAUUGGAAAAGAUAUGUCGAGGCUGUCUCUCCUCAGAAUCCUUAAGCAAAUUAAAGAUUGUGAAAGUGGACAAUUGUGGUGAAAUCAAACAUUUGUUUACAUUUCCCAUGACGAGGAUAUUCUUGCAACUCGAAGAGAUUGAAAUAAGCAGAUGCCACUUAAUGCAGCUGAUUGUUGCCGAUGCCGAGGCAGAUGAAGACAAAAUUGAAAUAAAUGAUGAUCCCACAGUGAAUUCAUGCAAUUUGCGUAGGCUGACAUUACGCAACUUGACAAAGAUGGCGAGCUUCCAUGAAACUGUGGAUCAUUCAGUCGUAUUUUUUGAUGCGCACCAGGUUUCAUUGCCAUGGUUGGAGUCCUUGACACUGUCUGAACUUCCCAAAUUGAAAGAGAUAUGGAACUCUCAAUUUCUAUCAGAUGUGAGCAAUCUAAAAUUUCUAAAAGUAGAGGAUUGCAUGUUUCUCUUGAGCAUCAUCCCCUCAAGUUUGCUAAUGAAGUUACAGAAUUUGGAAGCCAUAACCAUUGAGAGAUGUCAACUAAUACGAGAAGUAUUUGACCUUGAAGGAUUGACAAUCAAUGGGGAUGUUGAGAUUCUAUCACGAUUGACCAAAUUAACCUUGAGUGACUUACCAAGUUUGGGACACAUAUGGAACAAGAAUCCAAGAAGAGCAUUGUGUUUCCGAAACUUAAGGGCAUUGAAGGUGCAAAAUUGUGAGAACCUGAGGUUUCUUUUUUCUUCUUCCAUGGCUAAAGCACUUGGGCAAAUGAAAGAAAUAGAAGUAGUGAGCUGUAAACUGAUUAAGGAAAUUAUGGAGCAAGAAGAAGAAUCAGAGAAAGCUACGACCAUGGACACUUUAGUGUUCCCUCUGUUAACCUCCUUGUCUCUUGAGGCAUUACCAAGUCUCAGGACAUUCUCUAAUGGAAAGUUCUAUAUUCACUGUCCAUCCUUAACAAGACUGAGAGUAUCUGGAUGCCCCAAAAUGAUGACUUUUUCUUCAUUUGAAGGAAAGCAACAGUCAAUGACAACUGAUACAAGUUUACAACAAGCAUUUGGUUGUAUCAACUCUGGCUUGUCAUUGCCUGUCUUCUUCAAUCAAAAUGUUCAUUUUCCAAGCUUGGAAGAGUUGACACUCCUGUCAUUGUGCGGGUUGAGGAGAAUAUGGCACAACGAAAUCCCUGAAGAAUCAUUCUGCAAACUAGCAUCCAUCUCGGUCAAAGAUUGUGAAAAUCUGUCUCAUAUUUUUCCAUCAACUUUAAUAGAGAGGCUCCAGAGCCUGAAAAUGAUUGAGGUGGUCGAGUGUACUUCUUUGGAAGCAUUAAUGGAACAUGUCUAUGUCAAUACUAAGAAAAGGCCAAAAUGUCUGACCUUCUUAGACCUAAAAGAAGUGAAGUUGUGGCACCUGCCAAGGCUUAAUGCGAUUGUGACAAGCAGCACCAAAGCAAAGUUCAGUCUUCCUAGUCUGAUUGAUGUUAGCUUGCGUUGUUGUGACGAGUUGAGAUAUCUCUUCACAAAGGAUACAGCGAGAACUCUAGAUAAACUUGAGAUGCUAGAUAUUUCUCGUUGCGUUAACAUGCAGCAAAUAAUUGCAGUGGAAGAAGGUGAAGAGCAAAAGUUGAAGGCAGUGAAGUUCUCUCAUUUAUGUACAUUGAAGCUUUGUUCCCUUAAGAGCUUGACUAGUUUCAGCUCAGGAAGUGGUGCAUAUGAGUUUCCCUCCCUACAAAAUCUCUCAAUUAUGGAAUGCUCUGAACUCAAGGCAUUUAUACUGAGGCCGCUUGCAGCAAGCAAGGAGAUGAAUGAGCGAACUGCUGGUUUUGACAAAGGUCCAUAUUGUUUAUUUGACAAGAAGGUCAUACUUCCCAAUUUAGAAGAGCUACGCCUAACAGGAAUUGAAUCGAGAGAAUUAUGGGAGAGUGAGUCCACUUGCUUUCACAGCCUAACUUCUAUAAGAGUUGAGGACUGCCCGUGUCUGAGAAACCUUUUUACAAUGUCUAUGGCCAAAAGUCUGGGACAUCUCCAAUCUCUUAGUCUAGGUGGUUGUGGAGAGAUGGAGUACAUUGUUGGCAGAGAAGAGGAGAAAUCUGAAGAAGCAGCCAACAAAAUUAUUAUUCCUCAACUUGUCACUCUAUAUAUUCACAACAUGCCAAAACUCAGAAGUUUCUGUCAUGAGAAGCAUAUUUCAGAGUGGCCCUUGCUGAAACAGUUAAGUAUUGAAGAUUGUAAAGCUGUGAAGGUGAUUCUAGGAGAUACAUGCUAUAGAGAGCAAUCGCUUUUGCCAGUCGAAAAGAUUGUGUUUCCUAGCAUGGAGUCAAUGUGCAUCUCGCACAUGAAUAACGUGGAAAAGAUAUGGACAGAUGAGUUUGCUUCAAACGCUUUCAGCAAACUCAAGAUACUAAUGGUAGAGUAUUGUGAGAAACUUUCAUCGAUAUUUUCAUCUGACACUAUCCUUACAAGAUUCCAAAAUCUAGAGGAGUUAACUAUGACCGAUUGUGGUUCUUUAGAAGUGGUAUUUCACAUCCAAGAGUUAAAUAUGAGUGGAGCUCAUUCCACAAGUACUUCUCAAUUGAGAGAACUAUAUUUGGAGCGACUUCCAAAACUAAAGCACGUGUGGAGUGGACUUCCAAGCUCCGUGGCAAAAAGUAUAACCAAGCUUGAAAGACUUGUAGUACAAUCUUGUGGGGUGGAGGACAUUAUAGCGAGUGAAGACGAAGGAGUAAGGAUGAGUGCAAGUGAUUUCUUCUUUCCGCGAUUGACCACCCUGACAUUAGAUGAGUUACCGGAACUCAGGAGCUUCUACAAGAAUAGUUAUACUCCAACAUGGCCACACUUGAAGGAAUUGCUAGUGAGACAUUGCGGCAAAAUGAAGUCAUUCUCAUUUGCUUCUGAAAUCCAAAGCUGCAAUGGUAGUACUACCAAUGAGAACCAACCUUCACUCUCUCUAGAAAAGGUCUUUCCACACUUGAAGCGAUUGACAUUAACGAGGGAGGAUGUUGCGAUGAUGCAGCAUGACAUCUUUGGCGACCUCAAAGAGCUAACUUUGGCAUACUACCGUGAUGAAAAUGUUAGUUUCCCCUCUAACUUCUUUCUCCAAAGAUUUCCCAAUUUAGAAUAUCUUACCGUGGAACAUAGUUCCUUCGAGGAGAUAUUUUCAGAAGAUGCGUUUGCACAUGAGGGAGUGACUCCAUGUGGAGGAAUAAUUGAGAGGGAAAAACCUCUCAAGGCAUUUGGAAAUUUGAAGAGACUUUGGUUGCAUGACCUAUGGAACUUGAGGCGCAUCUGGAAAGAUGGCUCCUUGAUGGCUGAAAUUCUUAAACAAAUUGAAGAUCUGUGGGUUUGGCGAUGCCCCGGCUUAUCAAUCCUAUUUCCAUCUCUAACUUCAGUCCAGAGUUUGACGUAUUUACAAGUGCAGAAUUGCGAGGGAUUAGUUCAUAUGGGGACUUGCUCAGCAAUGACAAGUUUGGUGCACCUUACUCGGCUAAUACUAAGAGAAUGUGGUACAUUGGAAGACGUGGUAACAGAUGAUGGAAAUGAAGCAGAGGAGAUUUCUUUCCCCAAGCUGCAACGGCUAACACUUGAUGGUUUGCCAAGCCUUAAGAGUUUCUCUCCGACGAAUUCCGCUUUUAGGUUCCCAUCAUUGGUGUGUACUAUUGUGACACAGUGCCCCAAUAUGAUUAUAUUCUGCAAGGGUGCCUUGAGGACACCAAAACUACAUAAAGUACUCCUCUCCUAUCAAUAUGACGAAGGGCAUUGGGAAGAUGACCUUAAUACCACCAUCCGAACUGUGACGGCAAGAGAGGAUCCAUACAAAAUUCAGUAAAUCAGUUGCUGGAAACCAAUAACAUGAUAAAUUGGCUCGUCCCGUAUAUAAGACGUUGAACUCAAGAUCUUCAACUUCUAUUGAUCUUCAUCUUGCGUAGCCACGAAAUUCUUAAGGAUUGCUUGGACCUUUUCUUUUGAUAUCUUCUCUUACCUUUUACUCUAAUUUAUUUGAUAGCUUAUCUAGUGGGGAAUCUGCUUAAUUAUCCUGGGGAUAUUUCAUUGGAUUUACAAUGUAAUGCUCCCAGCACACAUCGCUAUGGACUGCCAUUUUCUUGGCGAUUUGACAUGUAGCAAUAAAUUUCUUCACCCACUCAACUAUAGCGAGAAU